AUCAUUCAUCAAAGAAAACCCUAGUUCCCUCUCUCCCUUUCAUAUAAAUUUUGCCUUACAUUCUUCUACCCUUCUCCUUGCACGAUUUCUGCAGCGGCAAAUUCUCGUAGAGCUCCACAAAGGGGAAGCUACUUCGGCCAUCUUUUUCGUAAACAUGUCUGGUUCAAGGAGGAAGACCAGGGAGCCUAAGGAAGAGACUGUGACUCUUGGUCCUGCAGUGAGGGAAGGCGAGCAUGUGUUCGGUGUGGCUCACAUUUUUGCCUCAUUUAACGAUACAUUUAUUCAUGUGACUGAUCUUUCUGGGAGGGAAACUCUUGUCCGCAUUACAGGUGGUAUGAAGGUGAAAGCUGAUAGGGAUGAGUCCUCCCCCUACGCAGCUAUGCUUGCAGCACAGGAUGUUUCCCAAAGAUGCAAGGAACUCGGUAUUACUGCUCUUCAUAUUAAACUGCGUGCUACCGGAGGAAACAAGACCAAAACACCUGGUCCAGGUGCCCAAUCUGCACUACGUGCUCUUGCUCGUUCUGGGAUGAGGAUUGGACGCAUAGAGGAUGUGACUCCAAUUCCAACAGACAGCACUCGCCGAAAGGGUGGAAGAAGAGGAAGAAGGCUGUAAGCUUACUCCGGGAUUCCUACUAUUAUGGCUGUGUCGAUGGUUUCUCUGUGGUUCUGAUGCUCCUUAAGCUUUGCGGACUUAGUUUUUCAGAACUCCAACUUGGUUUUUGAUUAUUGUUUUGUCAGGGAUGUUUUGUCUUCGAUUUUGUUUUAUGUUGAACUUAGACAAUGAAAGAGGAAUUUUUGGCUUUAGAUUAACAAAUCAAUACAAUGCCCUUUGGUCUUAUUAUUAUUGAAAGAAAAUGGUGCGAUGUCGUUCAAUCCCA
This is a messenger RNA of Cucumis sativus (cucumber), 878 nucleotides long. Its product is annotated as 40S ribosomal protein S14-2. Lineage: Eukaryota; Viridiplantae; Streptophyta; Magnoliopsida; Cucurbitales; Cucurbitaceae. Gene Ontology annotation, biological process: translation; maturation of SSU-rRNA from tricistronic rRNA transcript (SSU-rRNA, 5.8S rRNA, LSU-rRNA); ribosomal small subunit assembly. Gene Ontology annotation, molecular function: small ribosomal subunit rRNA binding; structural constituent of ribosome; mRNA 5'-UTR binding. Bases 155 to 613 code for a protein of 152 amino acids. The transcript has 6 exons. The record is from RefSeq and is a predicted model, not a curated record. Gene Ontology annotation, cellular component: cytosolic small ribosomal subunit; ribosome.